Hymenoscyphus albidus is the source of this 942-nucleotide messenger RNA. The record is from the annotation of a GenBank genome assembly. NCBI's taxonomy places the organism in Eukaryota, Fungi, Ascomycota, Leotiomycetes, Helotiales, Helotiaceae.
AUGGGUUCAGUACAAGCCUUACCAGACACAUCAAAACUCGACGGCUUAGUCUGGUUCUUUGGGUACCCGAUCAAACACUCAUUCUCUCCUCUUCUUCACCAGACGGUAUACGACAAUAUCAAUCUCAAAUGGUCACAAAUCCCCUUUGAAUCCUUGGACACCCCUCAAUUCCUCGAGUUACUCAAAGAUCCAAAAUGCCACGGCUCGACAGUAACCAUGCCCCAUAAAGUCAGCAUAAUCCCUCACCUGGACGAACUCACAGAUGAAUGUCGAGAUGUGGGAGCAUGCAACACGAUAUUCUUCAAAGAAAAAGACGGCAAACGAUUGUUAGUUGGAACUAACACGGAUAUCAUUGGAGUUCGAGAGGCUUUCUUUCAGAACCUGCCGAAAGGCGCUACUCCUGAUAUUUAUCGAGGGAGACCAGGUCUCGUAAUUGGUGGUGGAGGAGCCUGUAGAUCUGCUGUUUACGCCCUGCAUCGAUUCGUCGGAUGUAGUCAGAUCUACAUUGUCAAUCGAGAUGUUGCGGAAGUUGAGGCUGUGAUUUUGAGUUGCAAAAAAACCGGGUUCGGAGAGUCUCUGGUUCAUGUGAAGACUGUCGCUGAGGCGGAAGCGCUUGCAUCUCCAGGUACCAUCGUCUCUUGUAUACCAAACUUUCCACCCAGAACGCCCGAAGAAAUCGAGGCGCGGGAGGUGAUCGUGAAAUUCUUGGAGAAGAAGGAGAAGGGGGCCAUUCUUGAGAUGUGUUAUCAUCCUACGCCUUAUACGGAGAUUGGAGAUAUAAGUGAGAAAUUGGGAUGGCAGGUAAUUUUGGGAACAGAAGCUAUGAUUUACCAAGGACUGGAACAGGACAGAUAUUGGACUGGGAGAAAGGUUGAAGACCUUCCUAGUAAGGAGGUUAAUGUUGCCAUUGCCGAAGCAUUAAAGGCACACGGGAGAGAGUGA